Andrographis paniculata is the source of this 2821-nucleotide messenger RNA. Its product is annotated as probable galacturonosyltransferase 14. The coding region runs from base 494 to 2110 and encodes 538 amino acids. The transcript has 6 exons. NCBI's taxonomy places the organism in Eukaryota, Viridiplantae, Streptophyta, Magnoliopsida, Lamiales, Acanthaceae. The record is from RefSeq and is a predicted model, not a curated record. Gene Ontology annotation, molecular function: polygalacturonate 4-alpha-galacturonosyltransferase activity.
UUCGCUGAACGAUGAUCAUAAUAUAAGCAUCCCGAAAUAAAGCAAUCGCCAGUUUCUCUCUCUGCGCAUUCCGACGGCCGAUCCAGAGAGAGAAACCGUCGCAUCAUACGCACACCGGAGACGGCAGCGGAAUUUGCCGUCACUCAGGGAUUAUUCAUUCGCAAUAAUUUUGAAUUCGAUGUAUUAGUGUUAUCUCGAUUAGUUUAUUUAGUCAUUCAUUUAUGCGAGCUGUAACUGGAUUCCGUGGAACGAUCUGAAACCCUAGAUUUUGUAGUCCUUUUUUUUUUGUUUUAUGUUUUUCCUUAUUCUUUGGUUGCUGAAAUUUUCCGAAUCUAGCGAGGGAGAGAUUAAGUUUUGUUGAAUAUCUGAUGCGGCGGAUCUGAUGUUCAGGAGCGCGGUGUUGAUUUUGGGAGAAUUUUCAGGACGUGUGUAGGAAAAGUAAUAAGGUUCGUGGAAUUGCAAGAAAGUGAAAAGGGGAUAGUGAUUGGGGAGGAUGAUGCAGGUGCAUUUCUCACCUAGCAUGAGAAGUAUAACGAUAUCAAGUGGCAGUGGAGGAAAUGGAAAUGGAGGCGCGGAUUUGAUGAAGAUCAAGGUUGCUGCACGUCACAUUUCGUAUCGCACGCUCUUCCACUCCAUUCUGAUUCUUGCAUUUCUGUUGCCAUUUGUAUUCAUUCUCACCGCCCUUGUCACUCUAGAAGGCGUCAACAAGUGUUCCUCAAUAGAUUGCUUAGGAAGAAGGCUUGGGCCAAAAUUUCUUGGUAGAACAAGUGAUUCUGGAAGGCUGGUGAAGGACUUUGUUAAGAUCAUGAAUCAAGUGAACUCAGAGAGAGUCCCCGAUGGUCUAAAGCUCCCAGAAUCUUUUAAUCAGCUUGUUGCUGAAAUGAAAAAUAACAAAUACAGUGCCAAGGAGUUUGCUUUAAUUUUGAAAGGAAUGAUGGAGAAUUCCGAGAGGGAAAUCAGGGAAUCAAAGUUCUCUGAGUUGAUGAAUAAGCAUUUUGCAGCUAGUUCCAUCCCUAAAAGCAUUCACUGCCUUUCAUUGAGGUUGACUGAUGAAUAUUCUUCGAAUGCUCAUGCGCGGAAGCAGUUACCUUCCCCGGAGUUACUUCAUUUGCUCUCAGAUAACUCCUACCAUCACUUUGUAGUUUCAACUGACAACAUUCUUGCUGCUUCGGUUGUUGUCUCAUCUGUAGUGCAGUCAUCUGUAUCCCCUGAAAAGAUUGUUUUCCAUGUCAUUACUGACAAGAAAACUUAUGCCGGUAUGCAUGCUUGGUUUGCUCUAAAUCCUCCACAUCCUGCUAUAGUUGAGGUUAAAGGUGUGCAUCAAUUUGAUUGGUUAACAAGAGAGAAUGUCCCAGUUCUUGAAGCUGUUGAGAGCCACAACGAAAUCAGGAAUUACUACCAUGGAAAUCAUAUUGCUGGGGCUAAUCUUACUGAUACAACACCGCGAACCUUUGCCUCCAAAUUACAGGCCAGGAGUCCCAAAUAUAUCUCCUUGCUGAACCAUCUCCGCAUAUAUCUUCCAGAGCUAUUCCCAAACCUUGACAAAGUGGUUUUCUUAGACGAUGAUGUAGUGAUUCAGCGAGAUCUGUCUCCUCUAUGGGACAUUGAUCUUAAUGGAAAAGUUAAUGGAGCUGUUGAAACUUGUAAGGGUGAAGACAAGUGGGUUAUGUCUAAGCGAUUUAGGAACUAUUUCAAUUUCUCGCACCCACUUAUUGCAAACAACUUGAAUCCCGAUCAAUGUGCGUGGGCGUAUGGCAUGAAUAUUUUUGAUUUACAAGCUUGGAGAAAGACAAAUAUCACAGAUACUUAUCACUCUUGGCUUAAGGAGAAUCUAAAGUCAAAUCUCACAUUAUGGAAACUCGGAACUCUUCCUCCGGCCUUGAUUGCAUUUAAGGGUCAUGUUCAUACAAUUGAACCCUCGUGGCACAUGCUCGGGUUGGGCUAUCAGAGUAAUACCAACAUUGAGCAUGUGAAAAGGGCUGCCGUAAUUCACUACAACGGCCAAUCAAAACCUUGGCUGGAGAUUGGAUUUGAACAUCUCCGGCCAUUCUGGACCAAGUACGUUAACUACUCUAAUGAUUUCGUAAGGAAUUGCCACAUCUUGGAGUAGAAAUAAACCAACAAGGCACUAUCCGGAGAAACUAUGGGACAAAAGAUGAAAACAUUUCGAUUCCGUCCUUACAGGCUGUAUUACUUUUGUCAGUAUUUCGUGAAGAAACAGGGAAUUUAAAGAGCAUACCAUAUCAAAGAAAACACCCUCGAUGGCAAGGUAUAAGUGUCCCAUUUUCGAAGAAAGAGGAUUCAAACAGACAGGCUUGGGCAAUUGGUAUUUUGAGAUUCAUUCUUUCAGUUCAUUUGUUGAUUAUUUUCUGACCUCACAGGUUGAGCGUGCUUCUCGACUCUACCUUGGUGCUCCUAAGAGUAACAUCAUCGUGUACUAAAACUCGGGAAUGCUUGUUUUAGUACAUGAAAGAAAAUAUCCCGGAAAACAGUUAAAGGUCUUUAAGCCACAUUGGCUGUGGAGAUUAAAUUCUUUUACUUACCAUUUUCUUCUAUUGAGACUUUGGUGCUUUUAUCCCUCCCUCAUUUUUGGUUUUGUGUUGCCAAUUGGCAUUCUUCUUCUAAAUUGAGUUAUGGAGCAGUUCACAUUCACAUUCACAUUCACAUACAUAUAUGCAUUCCUUUCCUGAUGGUAUAACAUUUACAGCUUAUGCAGAGGUCGGUCUAUCAUUCAUUCAUGUGUGUAUGCAUGUAUAUACCAUAUACUGAUACAUAUUACAUUCAUGGGAUAUAUGUUUUAGGUUAAAUAAUUAUUUUUAAA